This is a messenger RNA of Orbicella faveolata, 1389 nucleotides long. RefSeq names its product leukocyte receptor cluster member 1 homolog. The record is from RefSeq and is a predicted model, not a curated record. Lineage: Eukaryota; Metazoa; Cnidaria; Anthozoa; Scleractinia; Merulinidae.
AACGACGUUUUGAACGAUGUUUUGAACGAUGUUUUGAACGAUGUUUUGAACGAUGUUUUGAACGUUCUCUGCAGGAAAUUUGGUACUUAUGCAAUAUAGAGAAACAGCAACAAGAUGAACAUUUUACCCAAAAAAAGUUGGCAUGUGCGGAACAUCGACAAUAUUGAGCGAGUACGUCGUGAUGAAGAAAAUGCAAGAUUAGAAGAACAGGAAAGAGAAAGAAGGAAAGCUCUGGCAGAGCAAGAGGCCAGAACAGCCUUACUACGUGGUCGUGCUACCAGAAAGCAACUCAAAGAUGAAACAUGCCAUGAAAAAGCAGUUGUUACAGUUGAUAACAAACCACAACAUCUUAAUUUGUUUGCUGACAUUGAAGAGAAGCUCAGUCAUGGAAACAACCGUGAAUAUGAAGCUGAGAAAAAAGCUGAACAGGAAAAAAGGGAAAAAGCCAUCGGCCUUUUAACUUACCUUGGACAGAGUGAAAGAGAUGCACAAGGUGCAAAGCCAUGGUAUGUCAAAUCACAUCAAGAGAGAAUGAACCUUAAUGCCACAAGUGAAAGCUCUAAAGAAAGUGACAGAAAGAAGCUAAUGGAUCCGCUGCAAAACAUGAGCAAAUUCCUUGAAGCCAAGAAUUCUAACAAAAGAGACAAAGACAGGAAACACAAAGAUAAGCACAAGAAACAUAGAGACACUGAAAAGAACUCUAAAACACAUCAAAAGAAAAGUGUUGAGCAAAUGAGAAAAGAGAGAUUAAGACGAGAGCAAGAAGAACAUGAACGAGAAAGGAAGCUGCUUGCGUCUGUGAGAAGAGAAAACAAUAAUAAGGCCACAACUGAUCUUACUGAUGGCCAGGAAACCUCUAGGUACAAUUCUCAAUACAAUCCAGAGUUAGCCAGAAGACCUAGGAAUGAUCGGCGUUACCGACCAUAUUAGGUUAGGACUUCGUCGAAAACUACCGAAAAUGACCGACUCCUUCAAGUAAGUUUGCCGAAGAGAUCCGAUUAGAAUCACGAGUUCUCCGAAUAUUGUCGACCACUAUAAGCAAGUUUACCGAGCCAGAGGAGAGCCCAUUUCUCUCAGCAAGUUGACCACAGGAGUAUUGAGACGAGCAAGUUCAACAAUUUCAGUGAGUUUGUGAAAGUGAGCGGCCAACCAUGAUGAUUGGGUAAGUCAAAGUUUGGGGACAUUCGGUGAGAGACAUCUGAAAAUAAUCCAAGAACUGGCCAAGGCCAAUCAUCGUAUGGAAAAGAACCAAAAACCUACGGGUACUCCAUUUUGAUUAAAGAUGGUGACAAUGUGCUACAACAAGCUAGCUAUAACAUAUUAUUUUUUUACCACAAUUGCUACUGAUCUCGCAAUCUGAUUGGCUAAUUUGCCGUUGUCGAUAAGAGU